AUGGCCAUGUCGGAAGAAGCAAUGGAGACCAAGAGGUUGGAGUACGAUGUCCGAGGAAACUACCUCAUCUCUUCGGUCAGGUUGGAAAAAUUGGAGUGCUUCUACAAUCAGUACGUUGAGGUGAUCAUUCAGCCCCAGCUACUGCCGUCCUCGGAACCAGCAGUCGAGUACGAGACGCAGCUGUUCAGGCUUGAAGCUCAGUACUACGAGCUGAAGGCGCAGUUGGCUCGUUUGUUGGAACGGAAGCCGCUUAAUGUUCCGUCGACGUCUCGUAGAAAUACUCCCCUCACCAACCAUAUCAAGUACCCCGAAUUGAAGCUUCCAGAAUUUUCAGGAAAUCCUCUCGGAUGGCGUUCAUUUCACGAUUUGUACAACGCUGCUGUUCAUUCGUCUGGCGAAUUGAGUUCUUCGGAGAAAUUCCAGUACCUGAAGAGUAUACUACGAGGUGAAGCAGCGGGUCUAAUUGAGGAAAUUCCCAUCAGUGACGAAAAUUACGCUGAAGCCUGGAAGCGUUUAGUCAACCGGUACGACAACAAGCGGAUACUGGUAAAAUGCCAUCUCGCGGAGCUCUUCGACACUCCUCCGAUGAAGCAAGAAUCGGCAGAGGGACUGCUGAACCUUGUCGACCGCUUCGAUCGAAACAUUGCCAUCCUCAAAAAGCUUGGGGAACCAACGGACACCUGGA
Messenger RNA from Ochlerotatus camptorhynchus, 685 nucleotides. RefSeq lists its product as uncharacterized. The annotation marks the transcript as partial. NCBI's taxonomy places the organism in Eukaryota, Metazoa, Arthropoda, Insecta, Diptera, Culicidae. The record is from RefSeq and is a predicted model, not a curated record. The transcript is spliced from 2 exons.